GGAUACCGUCGACUUCACUCUUUACAAAUGUAGGAGAAACGAAGCCUGACACGCAACGCUCAUUUCGUCCAGCCAAAUCUAACUAAAUCCAGCUUUCACCCCGUGAAAACAGGAGUCAUUUGACCGCGGUCGCAAAGUGCUGAAUCUAGAGACUCCAAAAUGGGCGAAAGAUACAACAUCCACAGCCAGCUGGAGCAUCUCCAGUCCAAAUACAUCGGCACCGGUCACGCGGACACGACGAAGUGGGAAUGGAUGGUGAACCAGCACCGGGAUUCCAUCUGCAGCUACCUCGGCCACUACGACAUGCUGAACUACUUCGGCGUGGUGGAGAACGAGAGCAAGGCGCGGGUCAGGUUCAACCUGCUGGAGAAGAUGCUUCAGCCCUGCGGACCACCGACGGAGAAACCCGCUGACGAACAAUGAUGAACUCAAAAAACAAUGAAACAAUAAACAUUUUGUGGGACAUUUUGUUUUGCUGCACAAAAUGAUAUUGUGUUUGCCACUUGAUCAUGUUGAUCAUGUUGAUAAAUUGCAGACUUGAAUUUUUAACCAAGUCAUCACCAUGGCCAUGAUGGCUGGUGUGCAAGUCGGCUAAAAGGGACUCGGGAGAUUUAUGACUUUCCAAAGGACCUUUUCUGGCAUUGAGCUACACAAUCGUGCUUGUGUGUCAUGCAUACCUUUCUUCAAACUCCGUAUACGUCAUUUUCUAACCAAUAAUAACUUGGAGCAGAUAUGAUGUAAUUAGGGGGCUGUGCAUUUACAUUCUGUUAAUGUUGACAGAGAGUUGCACAUGAAACCCUUUCAUCAGCUGUUGAUCUUCUCAUCGUUGGAGCUCAGAGAGGUCUGGAGAAACCUUGAGAAGCAAGAGGAGACGGGAGGAGCUACAAUUUCCAGCAUCAAGAUUGAUGCUGGAAAUGUGCAUCUCACCUACAUGUACACCGUACUGAACACACACAGCAUGCCAUAUCCAUCUGGCAGACUGCGGCAUGACAAGUGAAAUGGCGCUGCAUCCCUAUGUGGCUUUUGUCAAGGCUUCUCGGGACUUUUGACCGUCUCUUUUAAUUUCCAUGACCCUGAUCAUCUGGAGACUGUUCACUUUUUUUUCUUUUUUUUUAAAGUGUGUCAUGUUGUCAAAAAUAAUCAAUAGAUUAUAAAGUUGUGGCUUUGUCAGCGCAAGAUAUACUUCAAAUUAUUGAAAGUUAAAUCUUUGUUAUCCUUCUACUGCAUAAAUCAACAUUGACUUUUGUCUUUCCCAAUGUAUAAGUAAAACACUCCCAUGUACAAAAUAAAGUGAAAGGUGCAUUUUAUUCAGCGUGUUUACACUGUCCAGUUUAUAUUCCGCAACUCUUCGAAGGUUCAAUGAAGGCUUGCAACAUAAACUAAAAAAGUCAUGAAAAAAAUCAUACAGAUGAAUUCAGAAUGCAUUGCCCCACAAGCCCUUCUAUGUCACUUAACAUUAUUUUAAUCUUUUCUUAGUUGAAGUUUGAUAAUAAAAAGUGUUUGGAAAUUGGAGCUGA
Patiria miniata (bat star) is the source of this 1517-nucleotide messenger RNA. RefSeq names its product splicing factor 3B subunit 5. The transcript has a single exon. Gene Ontology annotation, cellular component: precatalytic spliceosome; U2 snRNP. The coding region runs from base 160 to 423 and encodes 87 amino acids. NCBI's taxonomy places the organism in Eukaryota, Metazoa, Echinodermata, Asteroidea, Valvatida, Asterinidae. Gene Ontology annotation, biological process: mRNA splicing, via spliceosome. The record is from RefSeq and is a predicted model, not a curated record.